CCCCUUGGCCGGGCUCGGGGCGAUCGCCCUCCGCUGGUGGGGCUCCCCGCUCCCCGGAGCCGGCUACUUUGCGCGGCCCCAGCUCGAGUUAAUAAACAGUUAAGUUUGGAAGACUCAGCAGACACGUUGAGGGGGAGUUACCCAACCCAGGCAGCAAAAACAUCCCGGCGCAUUCCUGGGGCGUCCAAAGCUGCCAGCAUCUGAUUAGAACCAUAUCUCGCCGGGAGUGGCCCGCGGCUCCGAGGCUCCCGGGCCGGCGGCUAUUUAAGCGCGGCAGCCGUGUGGGCAGCGCGGCAGCCUGGAGGCUCGGGCACGGAGGAGUCAUGCUCGCAUCGCAGAGACGCUAGCUAGACUUUUGUGUUUGGAAGGAAGAGAGGAGCUCUGUAAAAUGAGAAGAGCAGAAAUCAGCUUCCAGACACAUGGAAAGACUUAAAAAUUCUGAAGGGGCGACUUCAUGAAUAGUGUCUGUAGCCGGUUAUGUUUGUUUGAGACGACUCCAUCAGGGAUCGCCUGCUGUCACUAAGAGUCUGCUGGUGCUGGAGUUGGCCGUCUGCCUUCUUGCCAUGUCUAACGAAGUAGAAACAAGUGCAACUAAUGGUCAGCCUGACCAACAGGCUGCACCAAAGGCCCCAUCCAAGAAGGAAAAGAAGAAAGGCACCGAAAAGACAGAUGAGUAUCUUUUGGCAAGAUUCAAAGGUGAUGGUGUGAAAUACAAGGCCAAGCUAAUUGGCAUUGAUGAUGUGCCAGAUGCAAGAGGAGAUAAAAUGAGCCAAGAUUCUAUGAUGAAACUAAAGGGAAUGGCGGCAGCUGCUCGGUCUCAGGGACAACACAAGCAAAGGAUCUGGGUCAAUAUUUCUCUUUCUGGAAUAAAAAUCAUUGAUGAGAAAACUGGGGUAAUAGAACAUGAACAUCCAGUAAAUAAGAUUUCUUUCAUUGCCCGUGAUGUGACAGAUAACCGAGCAUUUGGUUAUGUGUGUGGAGGAGAAGGCCAACACCAGUUUUUUGCCAUAAAAACAGGGCAACAGGCUGAGCCAUUAGUCAUUGAUCUGAAAGACCUUUUCCAAGUUAUCUAUAAUACAAAGAAAAAGGAAGAAGAAAAGAAAAAGAUGGAAGAAGCCAACAAAACAGUAGAGAAUGGGAGUGAUGCCCUAAUGAAUCUUGAUGACCCACCUUGCAAACUAAAAUUGGGUGUUGACCAGAUGGAUUUGUUUGGGGACAUGUCUACACCUCCUGACCUAAGUAGUCCAACAGAAAGCAAAGAUAUCCUGUUAGUGGAUCUAAACUCUGAAAUCGACACCAAUCAGAAUUCUUUACAAGAAAAUCUGUUCUUAACAAAUGGCAUCACCUCCUGCUCUCUUCCUCGACCAAAGCCUCAGGCAUCUUUCUUGCCUGAAAAUGCCUUUUCUGCCAAUCUCAACUUCUUUCCCACCCCUAAUCCUGAUCCUUUCCGUGAUGAUCCUUUCGCACAGCCAGACCAAUCGACACCCUCUUCGUCUGAUUCUCUCAAAUCUCCAGAUCAGAAGAAAGAGAAUUUGAGUAGCUCGUCUACCCCUCUGAGUAAUGGGCCCCUGAAUGGGGAUGUUGAUUACUUUGGUCAGCAAUUUGACCAGAUCUCUAACCGGACUGGCAAACAGGAAACUCAGGCAGGCCCGUGGCCCUUAUCAAGUACGCAAACACAGCCAGCAGUGAGAACUCACAAUGAGGUAUCUGAAAGAGAACAGAACGGCUUCCAUAUCAGAUCCUCCCCGAACCCUUUUGUGGGAAGCCCUCCCAAAGGACUGCCCGUCCCGAAUGGCGUAAAGCAGGACUUGGAAAGCUCUGUCCAGUCCUCACCACAUGACUCCAUAGCCAUUAUCCCACCUCCACAAAGUACCAAACCCGGAAGAGGCAGAAGGACUGCUAAGUCUCCAGCAAAAGACUUACUUGCAGCAGACAUCUUUGCUCCUCCCAUCUCAGAACCUCCAGGACAAUCUACAGGACAACCUGCAACCCUACAGACCAACCCUCUGGAUCUCUUCAAAACAAGUGCUCAUGCCCCAUUGGGGCCCCUCCCGGGUCUAGGUGGCGUGCCAGUUCUAUCUGCCCAGGCAGGGCCAUGGAGCCCAGCACCUUUAGUCUUCAGUCAGUCCCCGUCAAUGGUCCCGGGCGCCAUGAUGGCUGGUCAGCCUUCAGGAUUCAGUCAGCCAAUCGUCUUCACCACAAGCCCAAGUGUUCCGGGUUGGAACCAGCCUUCCUCUUUCGCAGUCUCAGUUUCCUCUCCACCCCCUGUAGCGUGGGGCACAUCGGCAUCCAUAACACCCAACACAUGGUCAGCAAACAGCCCUCUGGGGAAUCCUUUUCAGGGCAAUGUUUUUCCAGCUCCUGCUGUGUCCACCCAGCCCCCUUCUAUGCUCUCCUCUCUCCUGGUCACUCCUCCUCAACCACCUCCCAGAACUGGCCCUCCAAAGGAUGUCCCCAGCGAUGCCUUCAUUGCCUUGGACCCUCUUGGGGACAGAGAAGUCAAGGAAGUGAAAGAAAUGUUUAAGGACUUCCAACUGCGGCAGCCACCUACUGUGCCAGCAAGGAAGGGAGAACAGAACUCCUCUGGGACCUCGAGUGCCUUCUCCAAUUAUUUCAACAGCAAAGUUGGCAUUCCUCAGGAGAAUGCAGACCAUGAUGAUCUGGAUGCUAAUCAACUAUUGAGAAAGAUCAAUGAACUACCAAAGCCAGCUCCCCGACACAGUGCCCUGCCAGUUACCAAAUCUGCUGACAAUGCAUUUGAGAAUCCCUUCUCUAAAGAGUCUUUCCACUCAUCACCAGCCUCUAUGGCUUCUCUUCAACCCACAUCAUCCGAUAUAUAUAGAGAUCCAUUUGGAAAUCCUUUUGCCUAACUUCUGAACUUGGCAUGCUGACUGUCCAGAGAAACAAAGAGGUUGGCCUUGGUAGUCAAGGACAAAGCUAAUUGGCAGACAAGUCGUGACCUUUGCCCUUGUUCUAGCUUUGACAUAUUAUCAGUUGCCUUAUUUCUUGCUGCCUCUCCCACUUGUAGAAUACCUUCUACUUUCUGUUUCGCUAAACUGAAUCUAUGGCUUUAAAUAAAUUAAGAACCUAAACUCACUAGCUGAAUGUAAGCGAAGUAGUUUUCCUAUUUGGACCCUUGUCUAUUGUGACCCUAGAACCUUCUGGAACCCAUGUGACCCAUGUACCCUCUGGUUGGGCGAUGGAGCCACCACAACCCCUCAGAUCAUACUGUUUUGAAUAAAUUUUGAAAUCCCUACUGUUCAUAGUGUAUGGGGGAUCUGUUUCAGAGCAUUAAACCUAAAUUAAUUAAACCUAAAAUUGUAGAACAAGGCACCUUCUUAAAUCUUGCUUCAGACCGUCACUUACAGAGCAUUUUUAAAGUAAAAUGGAAGCAAGUUCAACUUCUCCUUAGGAGAAUCUCCUUGGAGUCUGACACACCUAAGAAUGUUUUUAAAGAUACAACUUUUCUUUCUGAAGAUGCUUUUUCUCUCAAGGGUGAGAUUGUCCUUUCUCUUAUCUCUUGCUAGCUAUUGCAAAGGAGGGAAAAAUCAUUUUUCAUCUCUCCUCUUCUUUUCCCUCCAAUUCUCUUUUCAGUCAUUUUUGCUCCUGGGCUUUUCUCUUUCAUAAACAAUAGAGUUUUAUGGGGCAAAAAAAUCUAAUGAUUCACAGGUCUGAAGCCUCUAUGCUCUACCUUCUCAGUAAUCUCUAAUCUCAGUAACUAGAGUUGCAAAUGCACACAACCUUUAUCCUUUCUGUGGAAUAAGAGGCUAUCUUCUUGAGCUGAAGUUCUAGAACAGUUCACAUUGAGGAAAAAUUGAACUCGACUCAGCAAUGUAGGACUACAUUCCUAAGAGAAGCACAUCACAGCUAAAUGUGAUUGUGCCAAUCAUGUUAGGUGCUUAUUUGGGGUCAUGCCAGACCUUUAUCAAGUAACUGGAAAGCUUUCUUGAUGCCACUGUUUCACAGUCAGAAGAUAAAUGGGGGCGGGGGAGAAUCUGUAGAGCAAGUAUUUGGUGUUAUCAUUAAAAAUUUAAUGUAUGAAGUGUUUUUCUCCUCACAAUCUUGGAAACUCUUCCAGUUCAUUUUCAGUCCUAUUGUUGGCACAGAUCUGAAGGGUUUGUUCUUGCCAUAGUGAGUUUUGUUUUAUUUUGUUUAUGUUGGGUUUCUAAUGUUAUUUCUUGACCCCUAGUGCUCAGGUUCUUGUGGGUGUUAAUCAACCACAUACAAUGUUAUCUUUAGGUGGAAGAAGAGGAUGACCGCUCAGGAUCAAAACAAGAUGGUGGCCUCAUGAACCUCUAUUGAUUAGCCCCAAAUAGUCCAAGCUAAAGUCCUAUGGUUUUAUGUUGAACGGUAAUAGCUGAUCGUGUAUGGCAAUGUCUGACUUUCUACUCAGUUAUUAUCAACAGACUUGAAAUAAAUAUUUUAUAUGUCCAAAUACUUAAAUGUGCUAAACUGGAGGCAAUUAUUUCUAGAUAGUUUGAAUUUUUGAAGGUAGACAAAUUUUUUGAAAUUGAUGACCAGCCACACAAUUGUUUUGUACAUACUUAUUUUCUUGUGCACUUUUCUGUAUGCAAAGAAAGCUAUAAAUUUACUCAUUUCAAUAAACUGGAAUGGCAGAA
Molecule: messenger RNA, 4619 nt
Organism: Dama dama (fallow deer)
Lineage: Eukaryota; Metazoa; Chordata; Mammalia; Artiodactyla; Cervidae
Gene: DAB2
Product: DAB adaptor protein 2
Exons: 16
Coding region: 564-2870 (768 amino acids)
Biological process (GO): positive regulation of endocytosis; negative regulation of canonical Wnt signaling pathway; receptor-mediated endocytosis
Cellular component (GO): plasma membrane
Source: RefSeq, a predicted model, not a curated record